UGACCAUAUGACAGUCAGUUUAAUAUCGAUAAGUGUUGGUUGUUUUUAUAAACACAGUGUUAAAAAAAUUUUGUUUUUCUAAUAAUUUAAGAAUUUUUAAUAAAUUUGUGAAUUAGAAGUAUAAUAUGUCGCGUUUUAGUGGAGCAUUACAACUAACAGAUCUUGAUGAUUUUAUAACACCUUCGCAGGAAUGUAUAAAACCCGUCACUAUCGAAAAAACUAAAACUAAGACGGGGGCAAAAAUAUCAAUCCAGGAAGACGGUUACUAUGAAGAAACGGCAGCAGGAAAACAAAAAUUGCAAAAAGUAGAAAUCACUUUACAAGAUUGUUUGGCAUGUUCUGGUUGUAUAACCUCAGCCGAAGGAGUACUGAUCACACAACAAAGUCAGGAAGAGGUUUUCAAAGUAUUACAAGAAAAUAAAGAGUUAAAGGCAAAUGAAACUACUAUUGAACAAGCACGCAAAAUAGUUUUUACUGUUUCUCAACAACCUAUAAUAAGUCUGGCACAACGUUAUGGCUUAACAGUGGAAAAGGCGGCCGAACAUUUAAGCGGUUAUCUAAGACAAUUGGGAGCUGAUUAUGUUCUUACCACAAAAGUAGCUGAUGAUAUGGCUUUACUAGAAUGUCGUAAUGAAUUUAUUGAACGUUUUCGUGAUAAUGACCCCAGUAAACCAUUUCCUAUGUUGUCAUCCUCCUGCCCGGGUUGGGUUUGUUAUGCCGAAAAAACACAUGGAACUUUUAUAUUACCCUAUAUAGCUACAACACGUUCACCUCAACAAAUUAUGGGUGUUUUGGUUAAGCAAAUGUUGGCUGAAAAGUUGAAUAUUUCUUCGGAUAAAAUUUAUCAUGUCACCAUUAUGCCCUGUUAUGAUAAAAAAUUGGAGGCCUCAAGAGAAGAUUUCUAUAAUGAAGCUUUAAAUUGCCGGGAUGUGGAUUGUGUUAUUACUUCAAUUGAAAUUGAACAAAUGCUAAAUGAAGAUCCUUUGCAAAGCUUUCCUAUUUCUAAUUUUGACUGGCCUUGGUCUGAAGCAAAUGAAAUGGCAGAUACUAAUAUAUGGGCUCAUGAAAGUAGUACUUCUGGUGGCUACUCGGAACACAUUUUUAAAUAUGCAGCAAAAGAAUUAUUUGAACAGGAUUUAAUAACAGUGGAAUAUAAAAAUUUAAGGAAUCCAGAUUUUCGUGAAGCCUCUUUAGAAAUUGAUGGAAAAUGUGUGCUUAAAUUUGCUAUAGCCAAUGGUUUUCGUAAUAUACAAAAUUUAGUGCAAAAACUUAAACGUGGUAAGGUACAAUAUCAUUUCGUAGAAGUUAUGGCUUGUCCUUCUGGUUGCAUUAAUGGUGGCGCCCAAAUUAGACCACCCAAUGGCCAACAUGUUAGAGACUUAACCGUACAAUUGGAACAACUUUAUCGUCAAUUGCCUCAGUCAAAUCCAAAUAAUGCUUGUACAAAGUCAAUAUAUAAUAAUUUCUUUGAUGGCUCACAUACUGAUAAAGCAAAAAUGUUAUUACAUACAAAUUAUCAUGCUGUGGAAAAAAUGAAUACUGCUUUAAAUAUUAAAUGGUGAAAUUGUUUAUA
Molecule: messenger RNA, 1573 nt
Organism: Lucilia sericata (common green bottle fly)
Lineage: Eukaryota; Metazoa; Arthropoda; Insecta; Diptera; Calliphoridae
Product: probable cytosolic Fe-S cluster assembly factor GI11683
Exons: 6
Coding region: 126-1562 (478 amino acids)
Biological process (GO): iron-sulfur cluster assembly
Cellular component (GO): cytosolic [4Fe-4S] assembly targeting complex
Molecular function (GO): 4 iron, 4 sulfur cluster binding
Source: RefSeq, a predicted model, not a curated record